GUGCAGUAGCGUCCCUUCUUCAUCUUUGUCUACAGAAGUUCAAAAAGUUUUGAGUUCUCGUUCAAAAAUGGCGUACCCGAGGAAGCUGCAAGACCUACUAGAAAACGAAUCAAAUUCAAUAGAACAUAGGUACUUGAAGCUUGGUUGUCACUAUUUGAUCUCUAACGUCGCUGUAUAUCUCAUCCUUGUGCCUCUCACCAUAGCUUUGACUCAUCUUCCUGUCCGAUAUUACGUCCAUUUCGUCAACAACCUUGAGCUCAAUUUGGUGUUAGUAGUUCCAUGCACCAUCCUAAUUACAGGUAUCCUUGCAACCAUUUACUUGAUGAGGCGUCCAACACAAGUUUACUUGUUCGAUUUUGCUUGUUACAAGCCCGAGCCAACACUGAUGUGCAGUAAUGAAACUUUUAUGAAAAGUUCUGAGCUUACUGGGAGUUUCUCGGAAGAAAGUUUGGCAUUUCAAAAGAAGAUUCUGGAGAGGUCAGGGUAUGGGAAGAAGACAUAUGCAUCGAAAUCACUGUUGGAGGUGCCAAUGAACAAGAAUGUGGAGGCGGCAAGAAAUGAGGCAGAGAUGGUGAUGUUUGGAGCGAUCGACGAGUUGUUGGUGAAAACUGGGGUGAAUUGUAAGGAUAUAGGGAUUCUUGUAGUGAAUUGCAGCGUCUUCAAUCCAACUCCGUCAUUGGCAGCCAUGGUUAUUAAUCGGUACAAGCUUCGAGGGAGCAUUUCGAGUUAUAAUCUUGGUGGGAUGGGUUGCAGUGCUGGACUAGUUUCUGUGGAUCUUGCCAAACGCUUGUUACAGGUGCGGCACGAGUCGUAUGCGCUUGUGGUGAGCAUGGAAAGCAUGACCCUGAAUUGGUAUGGUGGCAAUAACCGCUCAAUGCUCAUCACAAACUGUCUCUUCCGCAUGGGUGCUGCUGCUAUCCUCUUAUCAAGUCGCUCAUCCGAUCGUUGCCGCUCAAAGUACCAACUCCUUCACACUUUGCGUACACACAAGGGUUCCAACCAUAAUUCUUACAACUGUAUUUUCCAAACAGAAGACGACACCAAAACAGUUGGCAUUGUCCUCUCCAAAGACCUAGUGUCUGUCGCCGGUGAUGCCCUUAAAGCCAACAUUACAGAUUUGGGGCACUUGGUCCUUCCAUUGUCGGAAAAACUCCGGUUUUUGGCAAAUGUAGUUGGAAGAAAUAUUUUUAAGGCGAAGAUAAAACGAUAUGUUCCAGAUUUCAAGUUGGCUUUUGAGCACUUUUGCAUACAUGCAGGAGGGAAAGCUGUGCUCGAUGAGCUAGAGAGGAGCCUGAAGCUCAGUCAAUGGAAUAUGGAGCCCUCGAGGAUGACUCUGUAUAGAUUUGGGAACACUUCUAGUAGUUCUUUGUGGUACGAACUUGCUUAUUGUGAGGCCAAGGGGAGGAUCAAGAAAGGCGAUCGAGCAUGGCAGAUUGCAUUUGGAUCAGGAUUUAAGUGCAACAGCGCUGUGUGGUGUGCAUUGCGAACUAUUGAUCCCACAAAGGAGAAGAUCAACAACCCUUGGAUGGAUGAGAUUGAUGAGUUCCCUGUUCAUGUGCCUGAAGACGUACAUUGCACCUAUAUAAGUUAGUACUUAAAUCUUUACCUUUCAUCACAUUCAAAAAAAAUAAAAAAUGUGUGCUUCUUCUCUCUUAUCGAUGAAACCGAGAUGAAAAAUAUCAUCUUAAUUUCUAUGUUAUCAUGC
Molecule: messenger RNA, 1705 nt
Organism: Juglans regia (Persian walnut)
Lineage: Eukaryota; Viridiplantae; Streptophyta; Magnoliopsida; Fagales; Juglandaceae
Product: 3-ketoacyl-CoA synthase 2-like
Exons: 2
Coding region: 68-1591 (507 amino acids)
Biological process (GO): fatty acid biosynthetic process
Cellular component (GO): membrane
Molecular function (GO): acyltransferase activity, transferring groups other than amino-acyl groups
Source: RefSeq, a predicted model, not a curated record